Geodia barretti is the source of this 993-nucleotide messenger RNA. NCBI's taxonomy places the organism in Eukaryota, Metazoa, Porifera, Demospongiae, Tetractinellida, Geodiidae. The record is from the annotation of a GenBank genome assembly.
AUGAAAGCCGCCAUCUUCCGCAGAGCCCACGAGCCGCUCCAGAUCGAAUCGGUUACGGUCGACAAACCGCGCGACCGCGAAGUCCUGGUGCGUACCGCUGCCACGGGCGUCUGCCACAGCGACCUGCACUACGUCGACGGCGACCUGCCGCCGCGUGACCACCCCAUGGUCAUGGGGCACGAAGGGUCCGGCGUGGUCGAGGCCGUGGGCAGCGCCGUCACCACCGUUAAGCCCGGCGACCAUGUGGUCGCCUGCCUGUCCGGCUUUUGCGGCGCCUGUCCGCAGUGCCUGAGCGGGCAUCCCAACGUGUGCGCCACCGGCUACGUGAGCCGCGCAUCCGCCACGACGCCACGCCUCAGCCUCGACGGCGAGCCCUUGAUUCCCUUUGCCAACGUCGGCAGCUACGCCGAGCAGAUGCUGCUACACGAGAACUCGCUGGUCAAAAUCGACCGCGACAUCCCCCUGGACCGCGCUGCGCUGGUCGGCUGCGGCGUGCUCACCGGCGUUGGUGCUGCGCUGCGCACCUCGGGCUUGCAGGCCGGGCAGACCGUCGCCGUGUUCGGCUGCGGCGGGGUCGGCCUGUCGAUCAUCCAGGGUGCCCGCAUCGGCGGCGCCAGCCGCAUCAUCGGCAUCGACAAGUUUCCCGCCAAACUGGAGCGCGCCCACAGCCUCGGCGCCACCGACGUCAUUGAUUCCAGCAAAGGAGACACCGUCGCCCAGUUGCGUGAGCUCACGGGCGGGCAGGGCGUCGAUCACGCCUUUCGAGGCUGUCGCGCCAUCCGGCCCGAGUGCAAGGUGCAGACCUCACGCAUGGGCUCCAACCAGUUCCGCACCGACAUCCCGCGCUACCUGGAGUUCUACCGCCAGGGGCGCCUGAAUCUCGACGACAUGGUGAGCAAACGGGGCCGUCUGGAGGACAUCAACGAAGCCUUCCGGGCCAUGAAGGCGGGCGAAGUGGCGCGCAGCGUGUUGACCUUCGACGGGGCGUGUUGA